Molecule: messenger RNA, 1417 nt
Organism: Porites evermanni
Lineage: Eukaryota; Metazoa; Cnidaria; Anthozoa; Scleractinia; Poritidae
Source: the annotation of a GenBank genome assembly
UUAGGCUAUAAUAGACUGCAGCGUUUACCAAAAGACAUUUUCAAAAAUCUGAAUACUUUGCAGGAACUGUAAGUAUUAAAGCAUCCUUCGAUUUAUUAUACCUGCUUGCAAGCACAGAACUGAGAAAGUAAUCCACUUAAGAUUUCCAAAACAGGUCUCUUUUUUGUAUUUUGAUAAACUUGAAUUUGAUUUUUAAAUAAUUUAAUCUAUUUCAAUGUUUAUUUGCACAGUAAACACCAAAACGUACAAAGCAGUAGGCCACUCCCGAUUUCCAGUUUAUUUUAUUCGCUCUUUUAAUUACAUGGUUUGGGAACUUUGUGUUAUUCUGUGAAUCCAAUUUCACUAAUUUGCCUAUCAGUAAGGAACGGAGUUUAUGUUUUUUUCUUCUCCUCCUUCUAAAGAUCCCUAGAGCCUAUGCAGUCGUAGGUCGUACCAGUCCCCGGCUCGUUUAGAACCCGGGGGGACCACCAUAUGAAAGGGUGGGGAUGCUCGUCGGAAAUUUUGAAUUAAACCCCUAAAGGAGAUCAAUCUGGGCGUGGCCCAACGUUUUUUUGACCCCCAAAAGCUAUCAUUUUAAACUUUGAUUACAUGAAUAGAGUAAAUUAAAACGAAUGGAACAUAUAUAACUUUUUAAUACUUCUCCGAGUGCAACCCUAAAAGUGACCUUUACGGCUAAAUAUAAUGUUGUCUUGCCCAGAACACCCUAAGCGACACGACGAGCAGCAUCCCCGUCCCUAUCAAAUGGAAGUUCCCCCCCCCCCAGAUCUAGAACAUGGCUGAUUGGCUAUUAAGGUGGUAGUUGUGAUGAAGAGAGUCGACCGUAAAGGAACUUUGUAAAAUGCAACUCUGAUUUUUUUAAUCUUUCCCAAAAACCUUUCCCAGUUACAUGUUCAUGCUCAUCCACAUAACUAUGCAUUUAAACUGUUUUCAUUUGACAGAAAUCUUCAAGGAAAUGAAAUUGAAGACCUACCUGUGGGGAUGUUUGGAGCACUAUCCAACCUACAAAUCCUGUAAGUAGAUCAAUACUUUACUCCAGCGAGUGAUAGAUUCAUGUUUCAGGGCUAGAGCACUUUAUCCUCACUUAUUUAGUGGGAGAAGAAAACAAGUAGAUUAUCAGCUAUCGAGAAAUAUCUUAUACCCACUUAAAUAAGCUUUUUUUACGAGUUUAUUUCAUGCGCUCAUAUAAUUACAUGGUUUGGGAACUUUGUGCUAUUCUGUGAAUCCAAUUUCAUUAAUUUGCCUAUCAGUAAGCAACAGGGUUUAUAUUUUUACUAGGCAGUUGUUUUUAAUCGCCCUUUAGUGAUUUUUAUAUUGCUUAUUUUGGUUUGUUGUUUUUUAAAGGAAUUUAGGCUCUAAUAGACUGCAGCGUUUACCAAAAGACAUUUUCAAAAAUCUGAGUACCUUGCAGGAACUGUAA